Molecule: messenger RNA, 1332 nt
Organism: Acanthosepion pharaonis
Lineage: Eukaryota; Metazoa; Mollusca; Cephalopoda; Sepiida; Sepiidae
Source: the annotation of a GenBank genome assembly
AUGGAAGCUUCACAAACCCAGAAGUCACAUGAUGGAAAAGCUAUCGAAAUGCGAAUCGGUGUCCAUAGUGGUUCUGUUCUCGCUGGUGUUGUUGGGACAAAAAUGCCUCGCUAUUGCCUGUUUGGUAAUAAUGUCACGUUGGCCAACAAAUUCGAAUCUGGCAGUAUUGCCAAGCGAAUAAAUAUUAGCCCAACAUCAUACGACUUUUUUUCUUUCUUUAUUUAUUUAUUUAUUUAUUUCGUUCGUUCAUUCGUUCUGUCUUUCUUUCUUUCUCUUCCAGUGUGUAAAAAUAGGAAGAAAAAACCGUUUACUGUAGUCUUCCAUUUCUUUCUUUCUUUCUUUCUAUCUAUCUAUCUAUCUAUCUAUCUUUUUCUUGUGUGUCCCAUACAUUUUCUCUAUUCCAACCCCCUUUCUUUCUUUCUUUCUUUCUUUAUUUCUUUCGUUCGUUCGUUCGUUCGUUCUUUCUUUCUUUUAUUCUUUCUCUUGCAUCUUCCAUUUCUUUCUUUCUUUCUUUUUCUUGUGUAUCCCAUACAUUUUCUCUAUUCCAACAGCCUUUAUUUCUUUCGUUCGUUCGUUCUUUCUUUCUUUUUUUCUUUUUCUUGCAGUGUUCUUCCAUUUCUUUCUUUCUUUCUUUCUUUCUUUCUAUCUAUCUAUCUUUUUCUUGUGUGUCCCAUACAUUUUCUCUAUUCCAACCCCCUUUCUUUCUUUCUUUCUUUAUUUCUUUCUUUCUUUCUUCCGUUCGUUCGUUCGUUCGUUCGUUCGUUCGUUCUUUCUUUUUUUAUUCUUUCUCUUGCAGUGUUCUUCCAUUUCUUUCUUUCUUUCUUUUUCUUGUGUAUCCCAUACAUUUUCUCUAUUCCAACAGCCUUUCUUUCGUUCGUUCGUUCGUUCUUUCUUUCUUUUUUUCUUUUUCUUGCAGUGUGUAAAAAUAGGAAGAAAAAACCGUUUACUGUAGUCUUCCAUUUCAUUCUUUCUUUCUUUCUUUCUUUCUUUCUAUCUAUCUAUCUAUCUAUCUUUUUCUUAUGUGUCCCAUACAAUUUCUCUAUUCCAGCCCCCUUUCUUUCUUUCUUUCUUUCUUUCUUUCUUUCUUUUAUUCUUGCUCUUGCAGUGUGUAAAAAUAGGAAGGAAAGAUCGUUUACUAUAGUCUUCCAUUUUUCUUUCUUUCUUUCUUUCUUUCUUUCUUUCUUUCUUUCUUUCUUUCUUGUGUCUGACGUGCCAACUCGAGCCUGGCGUGCAUCCAAUAAUCAAGAAUUUACCCGUCUCUCCUUCUUAGUUGCCAAUGACUACACGAAACAAAUUCUACGCAACUCUUCGCGCCUGAGUUUAGCGUCUUAA